Carassius auratus (goldfish) is the source of this 7264-nucleotide messenger RNA. Its product is annotated as progestin and adipoQ receptor family member 4-like. Bases 2007 to 2825 code for a protein of 272 amino acids. Gene Ontology annotation, cellular component: membrane. The transcript is spliced from 3 exons. Gene Ontology annotation, molecular function: signaling receptor activity. NCBI's taxonomy places the organism in Eukaryota, Metazoa, Chordata, Actinopteri, Cypriniformes, Cyprinidae. The record is from RefSeq and is a predicted model, not a curated record.
ACCUGUUUAUUUGUUUUAUUCAAUUAAGCUAAUUUUUCUCAGGCUCAUUGCGAAUCUGACAGGAGCCGAUUCACGGUAAGAUUCGGUCCGACUGAUUCACUUCGAUUCGUAAGCGAAUCAUUUGGUUCGAAUCGUUCACGGAUCGUUCAAACUCGGUUUUGGCCAACAAAUUCAUAGGAAAGGUCCGACUCGUUCAUUAUCGGUCAUGGCUACUUUUGAGCUAUCAUUAUAAAAAAUACUAUCAGUAUAAAAUGCAAUGACUGUCAAAUAGACUGUAAUGUAAUAUUUAUAGUACGCUACAUUCUAAAAUAUACAGUAUAUAUAUUGCAGUAGAAAAAAUAUCUAAAAGGCACCAAUUGAAUGGAUCCUGUCCUCGCGCCACCCCCGGCUCGUGCCAGUUGGUCCAGACUGGAUUAGAGCGCUGCAGCAUCAGCGGAUGAUCAGGAGAGAAGGCCGGGCCGCUGCGCCCCUCCACCAGCCGCAUGCUCCCGCACACCGGCUUCUGUCCGCCCGUGAGAAGUGCGCCGGGGAAUGUAGAGGAUAUUAACCUUUUUUUGGAAUAGCCGCUUAUCAGAAACCGAGCUCCUCGGCAAAGCCCUCGUUUAAAACUCUGCUGGCUGAAAUCACUGCAAGCUAGCAGCAACAUCACUUGGCAGCAGAGGGGAGACGUGCUCCUGUGAGCUGAGCUCGGUGCAUUCCUCCGUUCGCUGGAUGACAAAUGCCAAGCCACCGGAUGGAGAUAUUUUAGACGGAGCAUGGGGGAUCGCGGGAAUCAGUGUACCACUGUUUGGGAAAACCGGUUGUGAUGUUUAACCGCUGCUAAAACGUUGACUGUGCAGCUCGUGUGUUUUUGCAGUCCGCAAAAUCAAGGUGACGGCAGCUAGCCCGUUAGCUCGCGAGCUAUCCGGUUAGUGUGAGACAGGGAACCGAAAACGCACCAAGUGCGUUUGACAACAAAAUAUCGUUAUUAUCGUUAUUAUAGUUAUUGAUAAGCGUGUGCACUUUUUCUUUGCACGGUGCACUUCCUUAUUGGAUAAGAGUGCACGUCGCUGAGAGGAGCAGAUGUAAGGAUAUGCGUGAUAUUCUGGGGGGAAAACUUGCCAUAUCUAUGAGAAUUAGAUAAUAGAGCAUAUCAAACUCGUGUGCUUUAUUAUUAUUAUUAUUUAUUUUUUUUUUUUACAUGAGCUGAAUAUUUUAAUGUUAACCCCCUAAACCCCUUGGGAUGUCAUAUCGAUUCUGGCACUUGUACGGUAUAUUAGUGACUAUUUGUGCCAAGCAAUAUUGUCGUAUCGUCACUAUAUUAUUAAGCGCAUACUUGUGUUUGUUUAGAGACAAACACACCUGCUUCGUCCAGGUCCAGUAAAUGAGUCUUUUGUAUCAGUUUCUUGCAACACACGAGUGUCACAGUCAGAGAAAAAUCAGAGUGGAUGCCAAAGCUCCGGACGGACAGAUGAUGAUGGUGAUGAUUCACACUGUGGGAAUAUGAGGAAGUUAUUCUGAACAGAGCACACGGCUUCGCGUUCAAGAAACCCCUGCUGUUCCCGAUGGUGGAAUCAGCCUGUGGCUGUUUGAUGAGCAGCGAACGAAAGCCGCCUCUCCUCGGGUCGCCUCUGAAGUCGAGCUGACAGAAGCUGGUGGGUUUUGUUUGAAAGGCUGGAGCAGGGUGUGACAGCUCUUGGUUUAAAUGUUACAUGCAGCACUGUGUGUAUCAGCGAAGCUCACUAUGAACGCAGCCUGGAAUUUCUACGUCAAUCCGUGUGGAUGACGCCGCCGCCCGCCAACGUUCCAAAACAGAACCUCGCCGAGGCAAAAGUUGCUUUUUAAAAUAGUUUGUUUCGGCUAAAGAGCAGCAGGUCUGUUAGCCAUGUAGCUGGCUGCAAAUGACCGGACUGCACUUCUUCAACUAAUGUCUAGGGUGUCGGCUCUUUUUUUAGUAGGUGUCGUGCGUAUAAAGUGUAAUGUAUAGCGUAGUUAUUUUAACGUCGUCGUGACUGUUACUGGUUGCUAUGGCAUUUUUAAACGGCCCCAGACUGCUGGACUGGGCAAACUCCCCUCCACAUUUACAGUUCAACAGAUAUGUCCUGACUGGAUAUAGACCCAUCUCCUCCGUCCAGGAGUGUAUCAAGAGUCUCUUCUAUCUGCACAAUGAGCUGGGGAACAUCUACACACACGGAAUCCCUCUGCUCUGUUUCCUGGUGCUGCUCCCGCUCAACAUCCCCUGGUCACAGAUCAGCGUGACGUGGCUCGGUGUGGUGCAUUUCCUGGCCUGCCUGUCACCACAGCUGGGCUCAGUGGUCUACCACCUCUUCAUGAACCAUGAGGGCGGCGAGCCCGUCUACAAAACCCUGCUCACGCUAGAUAUGUGCGGAAUCUGCAUGAUCAACACGCUAGGAGCCCUGCCCAUCGUGUACAGCACUCUUCUCUGCUACCCCUUCACCCGCACAGUGGCUCUGCUGAUGUACAUCUUGCUCUCCAGUUACUCCAUCUACUGUGCCAUCACAGCGUGCAGCAGUGUGCGCCGUCUGCGUUCCUUCGCCUGGCAGGCGCUCUUCCGCUUCUCGUUUUUCCUUCUGCGCUGGGUAGGUGUGGGCGGAGGAAGUCCCACGUCACUGGGUCACUUUCUCACCAUGGAUGCCCUAGCGGUGUUGGGCGGUGUCAUUAAUAUCACGCGAAUCCCCGAGCGGUUCUGCCCGGGCCUCUUUGACUACUGGUGCAACAGCCAUCAGAUCAUGCAUGUGCUGGUGGUGGUGUCCAUACUGUACCUACACUGGGGCGUGCUGGACGACUUACUGUGGAUCAACACGUAUCACUGUCCGUCAGACUGACAGUAGCCCCUGCUAGUCUGGAAUCAUGGGUAAUGGGGCGUGAGGACCUCUUUUAGUAAUGAGAUGUUUGGGAACGCGACGUUAUUGGGCAAAGAAUGGUUUGGGGUGGGAGGGGGAGGGGGGGCUGGGGGGCUGUGUGCUUUGUAUAUAAAUGUGUGCACGAAAGUCCAUGAGAAGUGUUUUACAUGUUUUUUUAGGAGACACCAGUGCCAGCUUUGACACACAUGCUUGUUUGUGCCGUCAGAAGCCAGAAUGUACAUAUCUGCGUUCGCAUUAACAUUGUCCGUGCAUGGCACUCUUUAGACCUGCUAGCUCAAACAAAGGCUACUUAUUUAUUUAUUUAUUUAUUUGGUUUGAGACCAACACAUUCUCUAGGCACACACACACACACACACACACGCACAUAUGGGGUCUGACAUUAUUUAAUGUCAUGUGUUCACCAGCGUUUAAAGCAUUUAAUAAAUGACCUCUAAAUUUAGCUGAACAGUGCGACACAUGAUCGAGCCCUCAUAUGAUUGGCUCUCGAAAUUUAAGAUUUAACGUAUCGUGUACAACUAAAAUUCAUUGCACAAAAUAGCAUGGCUUUUCUGAAAAACGAAUUAUAGUUUGUCUCUAUUCUCAAUUUUGCUAGUGACAAACAAAGAUCACUGGUGCAGAAAUGAUGUACGCACCACCCAACUUUCUACUUAGUACUCUAUUGCAGACUAUGCAGCAUAUCAGAUGUUACAUCAGUGCUAACACCACACAAACACACACGUACUGUACGCCCAGUCUCACAGCAACAUUCACUGGAAAUACUUGAGUUGAUUUUACUUGUUUUAUCACACUUUUUUUUCCACUCUUUUUUUGUCGUCUCACUGUUAAGGUCCACAUUUUCUGUAUUCUCACCCUGAUACCUGUAAGUGAAGGGUGAAGGGGUCAUUCCUUGGUUUUGUAGCCUUGCCAUUUAUACGUUUACUGGCCGGUUAAAGUUGCUGAGUGCCCAUUUGAUUUUUUUAGUGCCCUCUGUGACUUUGAUCAUGUUUGUUAACAUCUAAAGGGCAUUUAUUCAAUGCAGUUUUUCCAGGAGCAUGACUUCAAUAAUACCCUGGGAAACAUUUUCCGUUACCUGCAGAAGAUAUUUUCUCUGCUGUGCUGCUGAACAGUCAAUUCAGCCUUGUACACUUACGGUUUUAAUAUCCUAAUCUGUAUUUUGGAAGAUUGGAUUUUGUACCACUCUAAAUUAGAUUUCAUUUCUUUCUGACCUUUAACCUCAAUUAUCUAUGUAACCUUGGAUUCGAGACAAGCCAAAUUAUUUUCUUAAUGGUGUGCUGUUUGCACAAAGGCUUUAAUUCUCUGCUGGCCAUCCUUGUCCACUGUGCACCGAAUGUUCCCGCUCAUCAGAUGUGGCAGAUGAAUAUUAGACUCCAGAAUGGAGCAAUAUUACACAUGCCACUACACUAUGAAUUCCCCAAUGAACACUAAGGGAAUAUUGGUUCUGCUCACUUGUGCCAAAUUAAUGCUAUAUAUACAGAUUAUCUAAAUCCCUAGUAAUGGGAUGAACUUGAUGGGAUAUAAUUCAUAAUGACCCCUCUGAUCUAAGAAAAGUUGCCAAACGACUUCAGGUUUAACAGCGCUGUUUAUAGUGACUGAAGCUGAACAAUCUCCUUUAUAUCUGCUUUAGAAUGUGAUUCAUGUAAACUAAAACAGUUCUUAAUGCAGAUUGCACUAUGGAGAUGUUCUCAUUGUUCCAAAUUUAUGCAUCACUGAGUGGAAAAAGCCAAGGAUGACUCUUUUAACCCUUCCAACCUCACUAGUUUUAAAGAACUGACCAACAAACAACACGAUGUGAUAGAUUCACUGACACUAUCACAAUAGCUUUUAGAAUAAACUUCAGUGAGGCCUGCCGUUCAUUUCAAUUACCUUCACUUUGUAUUUAGUUAUAUUUAUUAUAUUUAAGAUCUUUUGACAUUUGGCAAUGUUUGAAUAUGUUUUUUUUUUAAUGCUACUACUACUGUUAUUUAUUUAUUUAUUUAUUAUUAUUUUAACCAGUUGGGGAUCACAUAUCUUUACACUACCACAAGUACUCUAAUAUCCUCUAGCAGAGAUCAGACCUAUUAGUGUAGAAUCAGUGCAUGUUCUGUAGAAUGUUGCUCAGAUGUAUUUGACAAACACUUACACAUACUCUAUGCCAAAUUAGAUGUUUCAGGGCCUCAGGUGUCGAGCACGACGGUCCUGAUCUUAGCAGACCAGGGUGGUUUUAAAAACUAACCACUAGUCCCUCAGAUUUGGGGAAGGUUUACCCCAACCCCUUUAAUGCUAUUAAAUGAUAAACAUUAGCCUCUGAAAUCAAGUGGUGCAUGUAAGUACUAGUAAACCAAUCCCCUUGAAACACAACAUGUGAUUUCUGAUGCUUGUGCAAUGCAACCACUGACGUAUUUGCUUAAUGUGCGGUAACAGAGCUAAUGCAUCCAAUAUAUCUGUCUUUAGCUAUGGAAUGAAAUCAAGAGAGCAGCCCAGAGGCAAUACAACCAUAUCAAGUAAUCAACUGCACUGUUUAUUUUUUUACCAAAAGGGCUUUGGAUCAAAGUGAAAACCAAUUAAGAACUUAAAAGUCCAUAUAGGUAACAUAAAUACCUGUAUGAAGACUGUAUAUGCAUAAAAUGCGAGCGGCAUACAUACUGACAUUUUUAUAUAUUCAUAUUAAUAUAUAAAGCAACAAUGUUAGAAGAAAAUAUAUUGAAUGUUAACGUAUUUCGUCUCAGAGUGACACUCAAUACGGAUUGUCUGAUUUGAUUUCAAAGGCAGAAGUGUUUUGAUCAUUCUGUAACUGUAAAAAGUGAGUGACAAGAAUUGUGAAGUCACAAUGAAAGGCCUGGUUGGAGAGUUGAAAAAAAAAAAGCUGUUUGAUUAUUUAGUAGAGUUAACGUCACAAUAAUAUGUCUGUACUACUAUGAUGUCCUAAUGUCAUUAACACAGUCUUGUGUUUUUAAGCUGUUUAGAAGGGAUUGUAAUAUAGUUUGGUUGGUCAAAUCUUUUUUACAUUAUGAAAAGUACAGAGUGGCAUACAGAUGUUUUGGUUUGGGGUCCUGAUAUGUUAUUACCUCUGAAAUCCACUGGAUAACUAUGCAUAAGCGAAAUAUGUACACACAUAAUAUAUAUACACACACAAACAUGUUUGAACAUGUGAAUUCCAAAAACAAGAUGUUUUACCAGUACUGAAAAGAAACAGAUCUGUGUGUUCACACCAACAUGUUUUGCUCAGACCAUGCCAUCCUGGGGUUUCCUCUUCUCAGGGUGCCCUGUCAGUGCUCACUUGUACUGAGUGACCUCAACAGCUGAUUUCGGGCCAGUUUUCUUUUCAUCCUGUCAUGUCUUCUUUGCUUGUUCUGGUUAGAAUCAAAGACUGAAGAAAAAAAAAAAAAAUGCUGACAGCUGUAUGUUUUCAAGGGCAAAGGUCGCGAUGGCUUGUCAGUCAUCAGGCAUUUGGACUGUGCAUCCCUCUUGAUGCAUAUUGCCUUCGUGGGGCCGAAUGUGUCCGUAAAUGCUGAUCAAGAAUGUGUUUAUUCAUGUAGUUAGUUAGGUGAUGUGAGAAUGUGCAGAGCAUGUUACAUUGAGCCCUCAAGGAAAUGGAUUGCAUCAUAACCCAUGUUCUAGAGGAGGAACAAGGAUGAUGUUCUCAUGGAUGAUGUUCUCCUGUCUGUAUAUUCUAAUGUCCUGUGGUAAAAAAAGAAAAAGAAAAAAAAUGACAUGAUGUAUGAAACUAUAAUAACUUUUUUUCUUUUCUUAGUAUGCAGGUGCUGGAUAGCCUGUUAAUGAUCAUUUAAAAACUACUCAUCAUUAGUUACAUUGUGCAUUAUUAUGAUAAUGGAUAUAUUGUUAUUAUUACUAUUAUUCUGGGAUGGGUUACCACUAUCAGUGAUCAUCUUAAUUUAAGUACAAAGGUUGAGAAUACUAAUGCACAUAGGAAGACAGGAGGUCUCUGAAAGAUCUGUCGGUUUUUAGUUUUUUGUUUCCGCUCCUGCUUGUGUGUUUCUUUUGAAUUUGGAUGUAGUCUGGCACCAUCUGGUGGCCACAGCGCUCUUUUGACUCUUCUGCGUCGAUAGCAGCAUGAAUGAUGUUCAGUUAAACCGUGCUGACCUUCUGGAUGAAGUCUGUCACAGGUCUCGCACUGAGCCCUACAGGCCGGAUAUCUUAGUUUUUGUUGUUUUAUAAGGUGUCCUCAACUCACUGCAAAAUUUACUUUGGUUUCACAUAAGCAUUUCUUGUUGUAAAUGAAUUAUUAUUAUGUAUUUUUUAAUCCACAAGCGUGUGUCUCUGUUAGUUUGUUUUAUGGGCCUAUAUUUCUCUCUCAGUCUAUUUGUGUGUCAACGGUUACAUUUGUUCACACAAGACAGAUCUUCCAAACCCCACGGUCUCCUGCAGCAAUUGUGCAAUAAAUUGAGGUUUAUAUUUUUAAA